AUGCUCCUGGCACUGGGGCUCCUCUUUGCUGCCCUGUCCUUGGGAAGAUGCAUCCCCCUGCAGCAGGGGCCCAACCGCAGCAAACUCCUCCUGGUGUCCUUCGACGGCUUUCGCUGGAACUACGACCAGGACGUGGACACCCCCAACCUGGACACGAUGGCUGCGGACGGGGUGAAGGCCAAGUACAUGACCCCUGCCUUCGUCACCCUCACCAGCCCCUGCCACUUCACGCUGCUGACCGGGCGGUACCUGGAGAACCACGGGGUGAUCCAUAACAUGUGGUUUGACACCAAAACUGGGAUCAGACUGCCCUACUACACCACACAAGGCAUAAGCAGCUGGUGGGACAACGGCAGCCUCCCCAUCUGGAUCACUGCCCAGAGACAGGGUUUGAAGACAGGCUCUAUCCACUUCCCCGGAACCAAAGCGAAAUACCAAAAGGAAGAAGUGUACAAGAAGUUGGUGGAACCCCCGUUGUUCAACUACAGCAACGAAACCAACUGGAAGCAGAGCAUCAACACCGCCAUGGAAUGGUUCACAGCGGAGAACCUCGACUUCAUCACGCUCUACUUUGGGGAGCCAGACUCCACUGGACACAAGUUUGGCCCUGAAUCCACGCAGAGGAAAAACAUGAUCAAGCAGGUGGACAGAACCAUCGGGUACUUGAGGCAGCGUAUCCGGGAAAGCGGCCUGGAAUCCAACCUCAACCUCAUCAUCACAUCUGACCACGGCAUGGAGACCGUCAUAAAAACCAACGAGAUUCACAUCCGGACCUUCAGCAACUUCACAUUCAAAGACCUUGACUUUGAACUCUUAGAUUAUGGACCAAAUGGACUCCUGGUGCCAAAAGAAGGGAAACUGGAGCACGUGUACUCAGUCCUGAAAAAUGCCCACCCAAAACUGCACGUUUACAGGAAGGAAGAGUUUCCAAAGAGAUUCCACUACGCCAACCAUUCCCGGAUCACCCCUCUCCUGUUGUACAGCGAUCCAGGCUAUGUGAUCCAUGGGAGGUACAAGGUCCAGUUCAAUAAAGGGGAACACGGCUUCGACAACCAGGCCAUGAACAUGAAAACCAUCUUCCGUGCCGUGGGACCCUCCUUCAAGAAGGGGCUGGUGGUGGAGCCCUUUGAUAGCGUCAACGUCUACGCCCUCCUCUGCGAGCUGCUGGGCAUCACCCCCGAGCCUCACGACGGCUCUCUGGAGGUCACCAAGCCCAUGCUGCGUGAAUCCACAGACAACGAGGGCAAUGAGGGCAACGGUGAGCGGCGGGAGCCAUGGGGGGCAGCGGGAGGGGCAGCAGGCACCGGCUGUGACAGCGGGCACCAGGAACAGACACCAGAGGUGGCAGUGAGGACCGGGAUAGCCCCGGGAGCGCACUGGGAGCUCACCGGGACGGCACCGGGAGCGCUGAUGGGCACCGGGAUAGCCCCGGGAUCGCUCCGGGAUGGCCCCGGGAUCGCCCCGGGAUCGCUCCGGGAUCUCUCCGGCAUCGCUCCGGGAUAG
Messenger RNA from Parus major (Great Tit), 1503 nucleotides. RefSeq names its product ectonucleotide pyrophosphatase/phosphodiesterase 7 (gene ENPP7). The transcript is spliced from 4 exons. Lineage: Eukaryota; Metazoa; Chordata; Aves; Passeriformes; Paridae. The coding region runs from base 1 to 1503 and encodes 500 amino acids. The record is from RefSeq and is a predicted model, not a curated record.